GGAUAAAACCGAAGGAAGCUUCAUACCAGCAAUUCAAAAAAAUAAAGGUAUAAGUCAGGGGUUAGCCAGGGGUCAUUUAAAUUAUUUUUAAAAAAGUAUUUUUAGAAAAAUAUUUUGGGGAACCGCACUUCCUUAUUUGACCAUUAUGACGCACAGCCCACUCGUCAUGUGAGAAGCCCCUCCAUUUCUAGUGUAGAUGAUUUGAUGUACGACUGAAAUUAAGGACACCCUUGUGGGCAAAGAGGUGGUAUCCGAUGGAGCAUCGUGUUUUAACAGAAGCUGAACAGUCUUCACUCGCUGUUGAUCACAUCUCCUUGCCGUGUUUUCCACUAGUUUGUCCCUAUUAUGAUUUCCUACUCCUGGCCGUGUUUUCCACUAGUUUGUCCCUUUAAUUAUUUCCUACUCCUGGCCGUGUUUUCCACUAGUUUGUCCCUAUUAUUAUUUCCUACUCCUGGCCGUGUUUUCCACUAGUUUGUCCCUAUUAUUAUUUCCUACUCCUGGCCGUGUUUUCCAGAGCCAUAUGGGAAAGGGUAUAUCAAACAACUUUAUUUAAAAUUGGUACAAUAUCUAGAAUUUCUUAAGACUGAAAAAUCUACGACUUAACAAAAGCCAAAACCACCAGAUGUAUACAUCAAUACAACAAUACUAUCUCAGUUUCAAACCUGAACUUAAUUAUGGCUUCUUUAACUUCAUUAGAUUGGAGUUUAUGUUGGGAUUCUCUACCGGCACAUAAGAACAACAACAAUAACAACUAUGCUUUAUGUGGUCGCGUUUUGCAAAAUUAAACACAUUUUGGAUGAUACGUCCCACCCUCUUCAUCACAGAUACUUAGGAUCGGGCUGUUCGGGACGAGUUCUUUCCACCAGGGCGAGGACUGACAGAUAUAAAAAUUCUUUUGUUCCCCAAUCUGUACGAAUUUACCGGCGUGCUUCCUCUGAAGUCACACAUCUGAAUGAGAACUAAUAAGUCCCCGAUUUUGCUAAGAGAACUCACUGAAUGACUGUUUGAAAUAAUUUAUGAUAAAUGUCUUGUGUUCAAAUUGUUUUAUUUUUGUGCUGAAAAUGUAUAAUGCAAUAAAAAAACAUUUCCAUUUAUUUGGAUCAAGGAAAGAUUUAAAUAUACUUUUAUGGCACACAUUGAUGCUUUAUGCUUAUUAAUAGUUUUGUUACUCUGCUCUAUGUAAAAAAAAAAAAAAAGCUCAAGCAAAUGUUGAAGAAGAUACCCUAUCAGAUGUUGAAGAAGACGACCUAUCAGAUGUUGAAGAAGACAACCUACCAAAUGUUAAAAGGGGCAGGCUACCAGAUGUUGAAAGGGGCAGUCUAUCAGCUGUUCAAGGAGGUAACCUACCAAUUUUUCCAAGAGGCAAUCUGUCAGAUGUUAAAACAGGAAACCUACCAAAUGUUGAAAGAGGCGACUUACCAGAUGUUGGCAUGAGCUGUUUUGUCAGCAGAAUGGAUGUGAGCGGCUACACAGGAAAAGGCACAAUCGAGAUCACCUAUAUAAUUGGAGGAGGUCGAACUGUAAGUGUGGUCGACUUUGUUCUUCUAUUCCGUUAUUUAAGACUUUAUUAUAGAUUCACGAAUUUAGUCUUGGAAAACAUAUCGACUUUUUUUCUCAGCGUAGCCUCUGCCUACCUCAUGACUGUUAUAAUCAAUAGUGUAGAGUUAUGUAGAGCACACACCUUUUAUGUGGUUAAAAAAUAGCACAAAUUUUACCCGCCACAGCACAGUCUAACAUCUCAUUCCUGUAGCUGGGGAGGUUAUUAAUCUAAAGGUUUUUGAAUGAACUUCAAGUGAACUUUAUCACUAGACAGUAGAAAAAAAAAGCGGUCAACACUAGACAAUAGAUUUAAAUAACUGUCAACACCAGACAAUAGAACAAAAGAACUUUUAAAAAGCAGAACAAGGGAAGUUUUUUCUUAACUAUCAAUACGUAUAGAAUACAGCACUGCAGACACGAAUAAUCAACAGCAACCAGGUCACACAGUGCCUGCCAUUUGAGUAUGCUAGAACAAACAACAAAAAAUACCCUUAGACCAGGAUUUAUUUUAUGAUGAUAAAUGAAAGACUGCGUUUUCUGUCACAGCUUUGUGUGUUCAUCUUUUACAAUGCCCCCCAGUAGGUGAAAUAGGUAAUGGUAUUUCUGGAACUGGGUUGCUGGAUACAAUAGUGGAUGUAGAUGACGCUACCGUAUUUUGAGGAGCAGCACUAGUAACAUCUAUUGCGCUUGGAUUUAACCAAGAUGUUAAUUUUGCAAGUUUACACGCUGUCCUUGUCACCCCUGCAGCUCUUUUUCUCUUCUGUGCUCCACUCCUAUAACUACGUUUCAAUUUCGCUUAAAGGGUUAUACACCUAGAAGCAUAUAAAUAUAUUAUAAAUAGUUUUAUUGCAAUAGCGGCAAUCUGUUCAAAAGAUAAUUUAAAAAAAAUAAACAUAAUUAUUUUUAUAAAGUAUUUGCCAGCCCUUUCAAACUCACAAGUGCACCGCUAUAAGAACUAACAUUGGAAAAGGAUAGUUAUGGUGUAAUGAAUACCAUAGUUAUGGUGUAAUGAAUACCAUAGUUAUGGUGUAAUGAAUACCAUAGUUAUGGUGUAAUGAAUACCAUAGUUAUGGUGUAAUGAAAACCAUAGUUAUGGUGUAAUGAAUACCAUAGUUAUGGUGUAAUGAAUACCAUAGUUAUGGUGUAAUAAAUACCAUAGUUAUGGUGUAAUGAAUACCAUAGUUAUGGUGUAAUGAAUACCAUAGUUAUGGUGUAAUAAAUACCAUAGUUAUGGUGUAAUGAAUACCAUAGUUAUGGUGUAAUGAAAACCAUAGUUAUGGUGUAAUGAAUACCAUAGUUAUGGUGUAAUGAAUACCGAUAGCUCUCUGUUUUUGCGCUACGUAAUGUAACAUGAACAUCAAUUUGAGAUGUUAACAGCGACAAAAAACAUUUUUUUAUACCGUUACCUAAAUACCUAUAUAUUUUUGCCUUCAGCUAAGACCUACAGUGACUAUUUGGUUCUACUUAUCAUUUAAAUAUGUUUUUUAGACAUAGAGAACAAUAUAUUUUUUAGUUUGGAAAAUUUAAAGUUAAUUGUAGGUUAUUUUAAUAAUAAAUUAAUUAUAAAAAAUAAUUAUUCAUUGGUAGUCUAGAAAUUCCUUUAUAUAAUGCUAAUUAGCCUCAGUUGUACUUGAACUAGUGCUAGAAUAAACCUUCUCCACUUAUUUCGCUACUGAGCAGUGGCAUAGCUAGGGUUAACAUGAUUGUAAACAUACAUUCUUACCUAAUUAUUUUUAUUCAUAUCUGGGAAAAAUAAAACUUGUUGAUGAGAACUAUUCUUUUUUAAAACUUUUAAAAUUGUCGAACUUCGAUUAGCAUUUAUCAUAUUAAUUUUGGAAUGUGCUGAUACAUGCCGUGGCUUAAAAUUGGGAAUUUUAAAUCAAAUUAACUUGUCAAAAUCUUUCAAAGUUCAUAAAAAACAUGUAAAGCAUGAUGCCUCUAUAAGAGUGAUUCUCCUAGGCCAGUGCCCACUUGGCCCAUGCCUUAAGUCGCCACCCCCCCCCCCCCCCCCCCAGGCCUGUGGGGGACGUCCGGUCGACUGAAAACGCUGCGUUUAAAGCGUUCGCGGUCCACUGUCAAUGACGAAAGAUUUUUAUUCAUUCAAUGAAAUUUUUUUUAAACAUUUUGCUACGAGAUGUUCUCACUUUUUUUUUGUGUGUGGGGCCAACCUGUUUUCUAGUUAUUCAGUAUUUAUUACUAAUCUAUUGGCUCAGCCUUCAUCACCAGGAAAGUCUUUUCCGUCGAGUGAAAGGACCGCUUACCUGCCAGCCACUGACGAAGGAUUUGACGCCUUGCGUCUUUUGAGGAUUGCAUUUCUGAGGCGUUUGAUCUUUAAAAUGGAUGCCUCGAACCCUGCAGGGAUCACAUGGAACAUUCAACACAAAACAAGCCUUACAAAUUCCCCGUACGUAUUAUUGGUUUUAAUGAAAGAGGGACGUAUUCAAACACAAGAGUGGCUUGUUCGGAUUUUGAUGAACAGAUUCAUAAAACCAAUUUUUAACGACCAACUUCAGGGGUUAAUGAGUCAGUUAACUAGUUCAACUUAUGGAGGGCCAUAACUAAUGUUUCAUAAAAUAUCAUGAAUUAUUCUAAAAAAAUUAUUUACAAAAAAUUAUCUCUGACUUGUAAUAGUUUUAAGGAAGGCCAAAUUAGCAUUCAUCAUCAUUUUUUUUUUUUUUUUUUUUUUAAAUUGUGAAAUAUUUUUAAAAUUACCACUGGGUGCCUAGUGGUGAUAAUCCAUUUUUCAAUCAAAUGGACAAUACUGAUUAUAGAUUAUCGAGUUAUUAUAGUUGUAUCCGUUAAGCUGUGUAUCUAAAAUGCACAUUGAGAUUGGUCUACUUUCCUAUCAAUAUCAGUUUACACAAAGAUACUUAAUAAUUUUACAAAACUUAAAACACAUCUAAUAAAAUGGCCCCACUGAAAACGAGCGCAAGGUGUUGAGCCAAUUGAGGCAGAAUUACCUUUGAAAUAUAACUAGGCUCUUAAUUACUCAGUAAGCAACGACACUUUUAUACAACAGGAUAUGAUUGUUUGUCAAAGUAAAUAGUUUUAAAAAAACAAAACAAUAUGAAUUUUUAAAGCAUCAAAGAGAAACAUAAUGCUACUUCCACUCAUUCAUAGAAUAAAGGGUUAGACAGAUCUAUCUAUAGCCCCAUAUCCAGCGUUCAAUUUGAUGACAUCAUUUUUACAGAGCGAUUGCGAAACAUUGGGAGGAGCCCGUUUCCAAAUGUUUAUUUUCAAUUACUGAAGAAUUCGUAAAAUGAGUAAAAAAAAUAAAUAAUAAUGUUUAAAAUCAUUUCUGCCAACGUUUCCUCAGACAUGGCUAUCCAGAUCCAACAUAUCUGACGAGACUUAUGCAGGAACUGAAAGAUAAUGGAGUUAGACUUAAGUCUAUGAGUGAGGAAGAAGAGAACUUAUCACUGGAAUUUGUUGAGAGGGUUAUGAAGACCAAAAUUACCAGGAAUUAAUUUCAAAUCUACAUCUCCAACCUUUUUCUGCCAAUCACCCCCAUGACAGAAAGAGAAACUUUUGAAAAAAAAACUUACCUUUAUUUUCUAUGUUCUAUCCUUUUCAAAAGAUAUACUUUUCUUAGAG
Molecule: messenger RNA, 5133 nt
Organism: Lymnaea stagnalis (great pond snail)
Lineage: Eukaryota; Metazoa; Mollusca; Gastropoda; Lymnaeidae
Source: the annotation of a GenBank genome assembly